Molecule: messenger RNA, 4710 nt
Organism: Arvicanthis niloticus (Nile rat)
Lineage: Eukaryota; Metazoa; Chordata; Mammalia; Rodentia; Muridae
Source: RefSeq, a predicted model, not a curated record
CGGGGCCGAGGGUAGCUUGAGCGCGGCGGCGGCGUUGUUCAGUCAGAGCGAGAACAUUCCAGAGGUCGCCAGGUUCGGCGCUGCUGGUGUGGACGCGGACGUCGCUGGGACAGUCCCUCCCGCUGCUCGGCGGCGGCACCUGCCCAGCCGCCCCUCCGCUCGCCGCCGGCCCCGCCGCUCCGGACCCGGUUUCCAGCGCCUCUUCCUCCCAGUCCCGGGCGAGCCGCGUUGGGUUUAUGUCUUUAUUUUGACGAAAACGGUGAGUCGCGGGCGGCGGGCCAUGGCGGCGGCAAGAUGGCGGGCGCGGCCGCGUGACCUGCCGCGCGUGUGGCGCAGUUUGGGGGGGGCCGGUCUCUGCGGGAGCGAGCGCGCGCGCGCGCCGUGCCGGGCUGAGUCAGCCCGGGGCGCGUUUGUGACUCAGGGAGGGCCGCAACCUCUGCCCCGCCGGCCGCCGGAAGAGGGAGGCCGGGCGCUAGGCUCUGACUGUCGCGUAGCCAUGGGGACGAGGGCGAAGGUCGGCCGUGCGCCGAGGGAGCGAGCGAAGGGAGCCCGGGCGCGGCUUCGGCCGCGUUCCUCGUGCUCCGACGGAGCCAAUGGCUCCUGGCCUGGACGCGCCUCCCUGAAGCCACCGGAGUCGCCGAAGCCGCAACUUCGCGGUUGGCAGAUCGGGCUCGACGUUUCCGGUUUUCCCACGAUGGCAGCCCGGGGAAGCGCCAUUGGAGAAGUUGGUGGCCCGCGGGCUUGAACUGAGGGAGAGAAGGGCCCGGAUCCCCCUUUUCUUCGGCAGUUACAACGCGGUCGCUCGGCAGGGGCCGCCUAUGACUCGCCGCUGGUCUUUGACCUGACAAACUCCCAGCAGCUGAGGGAGCAGGGUUUGUGUUUCGUGUGUUGUUCUCCUCCUUUCGAACAUUUCCCUGCCACAGUCACAACUCUUGUCAAGAUGGUGGCCUGCUGGGUUCCUGGAGUUGUGCUUUGUUACAUGGGAAUGUCAGCUGUUUUCUCACAAGAACUGGGGCUUUUUUUAAAUCUAGGAGUGUUAGUUCUGUGAGCUGCUCAGGGAACAGGAAGUUAUUCCGGGUAGGAAUGAUACUAAACCUGUAGGGUUGUUGUGUGUUUUCUUCUUUUCUCUUUCAGAGCUGUUGCGCAGCCAUUGGUACCUGUAUUGGGGAAACAUAGCAUACAAGCAAGAAGCUUACAGCCUCAGUGGCCAAAAUUUUUUCAUGUCAGAGACCGAGAACUCUUGCAGUCGUUUAUGUCAUCCCUUCUUCUCCAGACAGAAGAUACCAAAAAGUUGCAAUCAAAGAUCUGUUCAUCUUAUUGAUAAAGUCACUAAUAAGCCAAAAUGUCUGUCAACGUCAACCGCAGCGUGUCAGACCAGUUCUAUCGCUACAAGAUGCCCCGUUUGAUUGCUAAGGUUGAGGGCAAAGGAAAUGGAAUCAAGACAGUUAUAGUCAACAUGGUUGACGUUGCAAAGGCGCUUAAUCGGCCUCCAACGUAUCCCACCAAAUAUUUUGGUUGUGAGCUGGGAGCACAGACCCAGUUUGAUGUUAAGAAUGACCGUUACAUUGUCAAUGGAUCUCAUGAGGCGAAUAAGCUGCAAGACAUGUUGGAUGGAUUCAUUAAAAAAUUUGUUCUUUGUCCUGAGUGUGAGAAUCCUGAAACAGAUCUGCAUGUCAAUCCAAAGAAGCAAACAAUAGGUAAUUCUUGUAAAGCCUGUGGGUACCGAGGCAUGCUUGACACACAUCAUAAACUCUGUACAUUCAUUCUCAAAAACCCACCUGAGAAUAGUGACAUUGGUACAGGAAAGAAAGAAAAGGAAAAGAAAAAUAGAAAGGGCAAGGACAAGGAAAAUGGCUCUGUAUCCACCAGUGAGACACCACCACCUCCACCACCGAAUGAAAUUAGUCCUCCACAUGCUGUGGAAGAAGAGGAAGAUGAUGAUUGGGGGGAGGAUACAACUGAGGAGGCUCAAAGGCGCAGAAUGGAUGAAAUCAGUGACCAUGCAAAAGGUCUGACACUUAGCGAUGAUUUGGAAAGAACUGUAGAAGAGCGCGUUAACAUCCUGUUCGAUUUUGUUAAGAAAAAGAAAGAAGAGGGCAUUAUUGAUUCAUCUGAUAAAGAAAUUGUGGCUGAGGCAGAAAGACUGGAUGUAAAAGCCAUGGGUCCUCUUGUUUUGACCGAAGUUCUCUUUGAUGAGAAGAUAAGAGAGCAAAUCAAGAAAUACAGGCGCCAUUUUCUAAGAUUUUGUCAUAACAACAAAAAGGCUCAGCGGUACCUUCUUCAUGGUUUGGAAUGUGUGGUGGCGAUGCAUCAAGCUCAGCUGAUCUCCAAGAUUCCUCAUAUCUUGAAGGAGAUGUAUGAUGCAGACCUAUUAGAAGAGGAGGUCAUUAUCAGCUGGUCAGAAAAGGCCUCUAAGAAAUAUGUCUCAAAAGAACUUGCCAAAGAGAUUCGUGUCAAAGCAGAGCCAUUUAUUAAAUGGUUGAAGGAAGCAGAGGAAGAAUCUUCUGGUGGUGAGGAAGAAGAUGAAGAUGAAAAUAUUGAGGUGGUAUAUUCAAAGACUGCCAGUGUACCAAAAGUUGAAACUGUGAAGUCUGACAACAAGGAUGAUGACAUUGAUAUUGACGCCAUUUAAAAAGGAUGGAUGCAACUUAGCUUAACAGUGUAAUGCUGCAAAUUUUUCUCCAUUAUCAGCCAGAAGUGCAACAUGUAUGUGCAAGAGCUAAAGUGGCUUAACAUCAUGCUACACUUGAUACUAAAAAGCUAUUACUGUGAGUGGUCUAUAAUUAAGCCCAGUGAGACAUCUAGGGAGUCCAUACAUAUCAGUGAGCAGUUGUAGUUUGCUUAUUUAUAGCAUGUUUCUUUCGGAAAAACUAGUGGUGGACACAUUUGGAUCACAUUUAUACAGUUACAAAAAAAAAUAAAGAUUUGAUUUUGGUCAUUCUUCAGACUUUGGGCUAUGGGUGGCUUAUACUGAAGUAAUUGACUACUUUUAGGAUGUUAUACCAUUUAACUUAGGCUCCUUGAGUUUGGUAGGUUGUUAGGUGCUGAAAACUUAAAGAAUACAAACAAAUAAAAUGACCUUACUCAGCCAUUAAGAAAUGAAGUAUUUUGAAGUUGUAUCUCCAACCCUAGUUCAUUCAGAUUGGCAACUGACAAUACUUGUCAUUCUAAGGAAAUUUGAUGAUUAAAUGACAGUGUGACAUCCUCAUGAGAAGUAAAAAUGACCUGUGUGUCUUAUGGUUUAAGAGCAAAUUUUGAAACUUGAGUUGUGGUUUUUCAGUUUGUGUACACUCACCCCAAAUUGUAGUCUUUCGAGUUGUGUGCAUUGCACGUUGGAUAAGCCAGGGAAAUUAUUAACAAAUAAGUAUUUUGUGUGUAUUUAGUGGUUGCUUUGUACUGAGAGAAAAGCUUUGAGGUGUGAUUAAAUCAUAAACUGAUUCUAUUUGGGAGAAACAGGAAAAAAGGUGCACUUAAUCUCUAGCUAAAACAGCAUAAUUUUUUCAACUUUUACCCUUAAAUUAUAAUUUCAAGAUGUUUAGACAUACUGUAUCUUGUGUUUGUGUUCCCCCCUCCCCAAUAUUAUGGUUUAUUCUUUAAUGCCUUUUAAUUUGGAUAUAAUAGCUUGUACUUUAGAUUUUGGUUGCUAUCUUGCCAAAAUAAGUGUUACUGUUUUUUCAAGCUUGAUCCCCUUCCCCAAUUGUCUUAUUUAAAGAGAAAGUUAAACUCAUACUUCUGAGUCGGAGCCUGUAUUUUGGUGUAAGACUUGGGAUAUUUUUUACUUCACAUUGAAUAUAGCUGGAUACCUGAGAAGUCUGGUGAUGGCCACUGGGUGGGUAUAGCUAGCUAAGGCCUGACCAGCCCAUUCAGAGCCUUGGACUUCAGACACAAAAGUGAGUUUCUUACUUGCUGGUGUAAGCUCUAUCUGGGGUCCUGACUAUAUUUGAAUACUUGUCUUCAAUAUUAAAAACAUAGCACAUUUCUUUCCACAAAAGUGCAUUUUGGGAGUUAAAAAACCCAUGUGGUUAAUUUGUGUGUACCGUGCUAGCUCAUACAUUAUUUGGAUCUUAUUCUUUGUGUCAUCCAUCUCACAGAUUAUAAGACUAAUAAACAUGUUAAAAAAAAACAUUCUGCAUUGAAAUCAUACAAACAUUUGGUAAAAUUAAAACCUUAAUAAAGAGUCUGAGUGUGGAACAGGAGCCAUAUACCUGGAAUGGUAACAAGGGAAUGUGCUGUGUCACACCAAAGAAGUACUUGAAAAGUCACUUGUCUCCUGGGUUUCAGAUUCUUUGUUGCAUGGCCAGCCCAUCCAUUUGUCAUCAUUUUUUGAGAUUCUCAAGUAGAUCAGCACAUUUGGCCUCAGGUUGGCAAGAUUUUGUCUUAGAGCUGUUGCUUUAAAGGGAAACAGUCGGGUCUUAGACCACUUAGAAAGGUCUUGGUCUUCUGUUGAUUCUGGUGUCAAACCAGUGGGGUUCAAAUUUCAUACAAUCUGGGUUUUAUUCGUGGAGGUUAACCAGAUAAGAGUAAUCCUUCAUUGCUCUAUUGAGGUGUCUUAAAAAGUUUCCUGUUUCAAACAGCUACAUUACUUGAUUAAAACAAUGUUAAAAUUAAAUUUCUGUCUGCUUUAAUAUGGAAAAGAUAUGUUUUCAUUUUAUUGUAAGUAAAAAGCACUGUGAAUGCUAUCCAAGAUUAUAACUCAUGGUUUGGAUUUGA